Messenger RNA from Fusarium vanettenii 77-13-4, 1137 nucleotides. RefSeq lists its product as uncharacterized. Lineage: Eukaryota; Fungi; Ascomycota; Sordariomycetes; Hypocreales; Nectriaceae. The transcript is spliced from 3 exons. The record is from RefSeq and is a predicted model, not a curated record. The coding region runs from base 1 to 1137 and encodes 378 amino acids. Gene Ontology annotation, molecular function: pectate lyase activity.
AUGCAGUUGACCUUGUUGCCUCUCGUCAAGGGUACCCCUUCUGGUUUUGCCGCUGGGACUACCGGAGGUGGCAGUGCUAAGCCUCAGUAUCCUUCCAGUCUUAACGAGCUCAAGACUUGGUUGACGGAUAGCACUCCCCGAGUCAUCAUGAUCGACAGGACCUGGGACUUCCGCAACUCUGAGGGCACCACCAAGACGCGAUGCUGCAGCGACAAGUCGACCACUGUGUGCUCCGGAGGCACCUCCAAGGGCCAGCUCUGGAUCCAGGAUACCUGCAACUCACCCAGCACCUGGGUCGACUGCACCUACGACAACGCAGCCAGAAAGCCAAUUGACCUUGGAAGCAACAAGAGUAUCGUCGGUGUCGGAAGCAAGGGAGUAAUCGUGGGCAAGGGAUUCCGUAUCCGUGGCGGAGCAAAGAACGUCAUCAUCCAGAACAUCCACAUCACCAACCUGAACCCUCAGUACGUCUGGGGUGGCGAUGCCAUCACCCUAGACGGCGCCGACAAGGUCUGGAUCGACCACAACAAGUUCUCCCUCAUCGGUCGCCAGAUGCUCGUCUCUGGCUGGGGAGCCGCGGGACACGUCACCAUCUCUAACAACGAGUUUGACGGAAAGACGACGUGGUCUUCUGGCUGCAACGGAAAGCACUACUGGACUAUGCUCUUCAUCGGUGAGAAGGAUUACUACACCUUCUCUGGCAACUGGGUCCACGAUGUUUCUGGCCGUGCUCCUCAUGUUGGAACUGAUGCCACCAAGAGUGAGAUUCUCUUCCAUGCUGUCAACAACUACUUCCAGGACGUUGGCGGCCAUGCUUUCGAUGUUGACACCAACGUCUGGGCUCUUCUUGAGGGUAACUACUUUGACAAGGUCACCACGCCCAUGACCUCUGGAUCCAGCACCAAGGGCGCCCAGAUCUACGACGUCAUCACCGUCGACGAUGCUUCGGGCUGCACCAACUCUCUGGGAUACAUCUGCGAGUGGAACCGUCUUUCUGGAUCUGGCACUCUGCCUACUCUCAAGAGCUCUGCUGCGCUGUCGAAGCUUGGACAGUACAAGAGCAACCUGGUUAAGCAUAUCGGUGUGGCUGACGUUCCUGCUUCCGUCACCAAGAAUGCGGGUAUUGGACGUAUUUAG